Messenger RNA from Debaryomyces fabryi, 3198 nucleotides. RefSeq names its product chromatin-binding protein (gene RAD9). NCBI's taxonomy places the organism in Eukaryota, Fungi, Ascomycota, Pichiomycetes, Serinales, Debaryomycetaceae. The coding region runs from base 1 to 3198 and encodes 1065 amino acids. The transcript has a single exon. Gene Ontology annotation, cellular component: nucleus. Gene Ontology annotation, biological process: DNA damage checkpoint signaling; positive regulation of transcription by RNA polymerase II. The record is from RefSeq and is a predicted model, not a curated record. Gene Ontology annotation, molecular function: histone binding.
AUGGAGAAAAGCAGUAAUAGUUUAGUUGGUUUGAAUAUUGAGGAUUCGACAGUUCACAAUCAAACUCCAAGGAAAUUAUCAGAUCAGUCGCAAAAUGAUAUGAAUAGUAGCUUGAUAUUUGGGAAUGAGAUCACUUCUAAAAGUAUUGAAACACAAAAUGAUAACAUAGAGGAGAAACCACUUGGUUUUGGAAAUAGAUCAAACGAAAAUAUUAUUCGUAAACAAACAUUGGUUAAAGUAGCUCCAACGCAGAAUGAUACUACGUUUGAACUAUUACAAAACCCGAACGAUACUCCAUUUCUUUCUAAACUAAAAGAUCCUUUUGAGGACACAUAUAAUGAAUCAUUGCAGAAACUAAGUAUAGACACUCCUUUGAAUAAAAAAAUUGGUUCUCAAUUUGAUGACUCCAAUCCACUACAAAUUAAAUUAACUCAGAAAUAUAAUUUUGAGACUCUUCGUAACGAAGCUGAUAAUUCAUGUCUAGAGUAUGAAACCCAAGGGAAUGAGACAAUAAUUGGUAAUGAUACGAAUGUAAUUUCUAACGAUGCUGAUACGCAAGUAAUUAAUAAUAUGCCAGAGUAUGAUUCUUUGAAAUUUGCAGCGAAUGCAAAUAAACUUAGUAAAUCGAAUGAUUUUAUAUUCAAUGAAGAAACACAGGUUGAUCCUAAUAAACAUAAAUAUCAUCUUGAAACCGAUACACAAAUAAUUAAUCAGAAGUUGGACGAUACACAGGUGAUAUCUCCUCCUUCUCAAAAAGAUUACAAUAUAGCAACAACCAGACUAGAAGCAAAUGAUGGCAACGUAACUUCGUCUAGUCCUCAAAAUGCGAUACAAAUACCCAGUACAAUAGAAAAGCUCCCAUUAUCUAGGCCACAAGUCGUGAAUACCCAAGAAGAAGAGCCCGAUAGCACUCCUAGUAACAGGAAAGUUGACCUUUCUACCCGACCUGUAUACUCUAGUAGUCAAAGACUGGCAGAAGAGGAGGAAGAAGUAAGGACUGAUGAUGAAAAGGAUAAGGAUAGAAUAAAUCCACAAGAAUUAUACUAUGACGAUAGUUUAUUGACACACCAUCUAAGGCGUAAGAGAAGUCUAUCUAAUCCCGAAAGUAGCAGUGAAAAAAUAAUCAAGGUUUCACCGAAUAAAGAUAUCAAUGAAAAUCUGGAUAAUGUAGCGCCGCUUAAUAACAUGUCUAAGACUCCAUUAUCGCUAAAAAGUAAGCAUCAUAAUCAAGUUGCUUUUUCGCCUACCGAGAUUGAUGAAUCGUCCCCAGGUAUCAAAAGGGCAGAUAUUUUGGGAUUUCCAAGCAAAUCAUCACCUCAAAAUGAUAACAUCGCCUCUAAUGCCAAUGAUGGUGAAAUAAAUGAGAUAUCAACUCAACCAAAUCUACCCUCUUCACCUACAAAGGAACGAUCAAGAUUAGAAAUGGAGAUGAAAUUUUCAAAAGUAAGGCGUAAUGAAUUGAAGCACGCUGUGAAAGAACGUGAAAUAAAUUCAGAAGACAACAGCUCUGAAUUGGAAGAUAUUGACUUAGAGCAUUUCGAUAAUAAUGAUUCAGCACCUAGUAUUAAACGAAAAUGCAGAUCCAUAACAGUCUCAUCGUCGCAGUCUCAAGAUGAAUUGCAUGUUCACAAAGAUUCAAGCCAGGUUACUGCUAUGGAUAUAGAAGUGGAUGAUCAAAAGCGAGAGAAAAAUGUAUUAGGUAAUGUGCUAAUAGAAGAGACCCUGAACGUUCUCACACAAACUGAUAUUUAUUAUAUGGAAAGCGUUUGGGUAUCAUUCAAAUUUAAUAUGUAUACAGGCAAAAUAACCCGGGUUGGGCAUGAAAAUCUGAUAGUAGAAUUUGAAGAAGGGAGUUAUUCCAUUAAGAAUUCAGACUUAUAUUUGCUUGACAUCAGAAUUGGCGAUAAACUUAGAACAAGAUCAUCAAAAUACAAAUUUGUUGUUACAGGAUUGACUUACCGUGAGAAUGGGGAUAACAUUAAAUGUAUUCGAGGAUAUAAUAUAGUAUCUUUAAGAAGACUAUCGAAAGCUAAAGGUAAGAAAUUCGAAGAGCUAGAGACAAACUUAUCAGAAUGUUAUAUGGAGCUCUCAGAUUGGAUUCACCAUCAGCAAAUGUUUCAGUUUUUGCUUGAUGGCCAGGAUUUAUUAAAGCAGGAUGCUACGAAUAUUUUUUUGAAUAGUCCUAGUUUCGGCAUACAUAGGACACCGUCAAGAAGCACACGGUAUUCUAUUACCCCUGAUGUUAUUGAAUACGAUUUGAAAUAUGGAAGCGGUCCAGUAAGUAGUCCAUCAAGGAAGACUGAAUCAAAGAUAGUAAACGGAGGUACUUUAACAAAAUUGGGUUCUGGUGGACUAUUUUCAGGAAUGGUGUUUUGUCUUACGUUUGGCAAGAGUAUUGACAAGGACAAGAAAGAUAAAAUUAGGACAGCAAUUGAAAAUAAUGGGGGCUCAUUACUUGAUGAAGGACUUCACGAUAUUCUACAGUAUUGCAAAAAUGAAAAUGGCUCAUUGAAGCUCGAAUCCCCGGUAUUGUCAGAAUUUUCUUUUGGGGCAGUUAUUUCAAAUACAUUUUGUCGUAGCGCAAAGUAUUUACAAGCGCUUGCUUUAGGUUGGCCAAUAUUGUCGGAUUAUUAUAUCUUUGAUUGCCUCAAAGACAAUAAACGAUUAACUAAGUGGCCAGUAUAUUUAUUGCCUGCGGGCCAAUCAAAAUUCUUGAGUAGUAUUAAGAGCUUAGAGAUUUUUAAAUUUAGAGAAAAUUAUGAAAGCAAUAAAGAAUUAUCUCAACAAUUGAAAAAUAACAAUCACCUAUUGCAAGAUGUCUUUAUUAUUGUUGUAAAUAAUAAAGCAAAUAUUAAGACUUUACAAACCUGCGAGUUUAUAUUUUAUGCAUUUGGAGCGAAAUCCUUAAAGCACUGUUCGUCUGUCAGCGAGAUAGCCAACGUAAUUGAACAAUGUGGGGAUACUUCGAUAUUAGUAUAUGAUAAUAAUGAGACGAUUAAGCAAGAUAUGAAAGUAUUAAAAUCUGAACUUACGGGAGGGACUCGUACUAGAUCUCAAUCACGGGCUAAUAAGAAGCAAAACUCAGAUAAACGAUUACUGAUAGCGACCACUAAAGAAAAGAAUAUAGGAUUUAUUAAUUGGGAAUGGGUAGUACAGUGUGUUAUUAGUGGAUAUAUUUGGGAUCCGGAAUAUAUAUAA